This is a messenger RNA of Adineta ricciae, 2157 nucleotides long. The record is from the annotation of a GenBank genome assembly. NCBI's taxonomy places the organism in Eukaryota, Metazoa, Rotifera, Eurotatoria, Adinetida, Adinetidae.
AUGAGUGCUGCUCGUCGUCGUAUCAAAACGAAAACUUCGUCAGCAACUUCUCUGAAAGAUCGUUCAACUGAAAGCGAGCCAUUUAUUCCUGUACCUUCUCGACAAGGAUUCUUGAAUGAUCGAACAGAUUUCACUUUAGAUCCAUCGUUAGUGUUUGAUCAAUUACCUCAACCAUUUCGACGAAUUAACAAAGUACUCGAAUCGAUAUUCGAUGAAGCUUGGACUAUCAUCGAACAACGCGAAAAGCAUCGCGCCUCUGAACAAGCCAAAUUUGUCUCUGCACAACAUACAUCCUCUACAAUAAUAAACAUUCCAUUUCCUGUAUCAUUGAUUGGCAGUCACAUAUCUGGAACGUUGUGUUUUUUUAAUGGAAUCCAAAACGAACAAUCAUACAUUGUUUGUUAUGACAAUCAAGUCGAUGAAAUCGUCAAUCAAGUCCCAAUUGACAGUCUAUUAAAACAAAUGAUUGUGUUUAAAACAGAAGCAUCGAUUAAAAACACGAUCUAUUUCUUAAGUGCUAUCGAUAAAUCUGGAUAUUGGAAAAUGAUGGCUUAUAAGAAUCAAAAAUUCUAUCAAUUAUUUACUCAAUAUGAAACAGAAGAUGAUAGUAAACGUCCAUUGUGUUUGCUCACUCAAAGUGGAUUGAAAGAUGAGUACUUAAUUGUUUCUUGGUUUGGUGUCAAUCAUGAUUCUUGGAUUGAAGUGUACAAAUUACCGAAAGAGCAAUGGAAAACAGAAAUUGCAAAUCAAGAACAAGCAAUCGCUGCGAGUAAGAAUCAAUCCGAGGAGAACACAACAGAUCCACCAGUAGACAGCGAAAUGACAUUAGUACGUGCUCAAUUCUCUCGUCCAACAGUUCUGUUCAAAGCUAAAGCUCCUAAAUUUAGUCCAGGUUCGAAUAAUUUUCAACAGCUGAUGAAAAGCACCGAAAACUCAACAAAUGUUGGACAAGGAACAACAAAUCAUUUUUUUACUCCGCAAAUUAUUGACUUCAAAACGGUAUUGAUCAGAGAUCUCAUGUUACAAUCAAAGAAAAUAGAUGUGGCUGAUCGACCAAUAACAGUACCUAAAUCGGAACAACUUCCACCAAUGAUCCCAACUAUGCUUUUCAUUCCGGCUGGAACACCGACAGGGAUGAAUACAUUGGCAAUUAGUUGGCCAACGAUAAAUCAACUAUUAAUCUAUAAAGUUGCCAAACCUGACAGUAAAGGGAAAGAAUCAACAGAUGCUCGUCCAAUGGCAAUAUGGCCAUUUUCCACUCAGAUCACCAGUUUAUCUUAUGACACCAAGCACGAACAUCUCGCUGUCGGCCUUCGGUCAGGAAAUGUCUGUAUUAUUGAACGAACCAAUGGUGUCAAUGAUCUCCCCACUGUUCAACAUAUUAGUUCGGUUCCAGCUCUUGAUAUUCAUGCACUUGACUCUCAUGAAUGUUCAUUGAAUACGACAAGUAAUCAAAAGAAACACAAUGGAUUCUUUGUUUUAUCGGACGAUGGUAGAAUUUAUCGAGUGAAAUUCAAGCCCAUAUUAUCCGAUGAAAAUAUGGACGAACAACAACAUCCCAUUGUUUGUUUUCCACCAGAGCAAAGUAAAGAUGCAUCAAAGAUCAUUCAGAUGAUGUUUUUCAAUUGUAAUCCAUCGAAUAUGUUUGUGACUAUCAAUGAAUUAAAUCGUAUCUAUAUAAAUGACGCAUUAAAAUGUAUCCAACUAUGUGAAAUCAUUUUGCCUGACUCGACUAAAAAUGAAAACGAACCAUUUCAAAUUGCAUUUGUAGACGAUGCAAGGUUCAUUAUUAUCGGAGUUCCUGAGAACACAAAUCAAUCAUCAGAAGAAGAAAAUACACCAUCAUCUUUACGUCUUUAUCGUGUACCAUUAGAACACUUUCCUUCAUUGGAAAGUUAUUAUCCUGAACGUAAACCUCCGAUUGUUGAUGAAGUUGAACCAGUCGCUGAAACAAAGCCAUCCAAAGCAGCUGCUUCUCAUUCAAAAAAAGCACCUCCGGUUGUUGAGAUUGAUAAAACUGCUUUAUUAUUUGAUGAAAAAAUCAAAGAAAUCUUUCUUCAAAGACAAGCGAAUUCUCUCGACCGACGUGAACGUCUACGAACUCGUUGGAGUGAAAUCAAACUUCACUGCAAUCCAGUUUAUGAACAAUCAACAUAA